Messenger RNA from Prunus dulcis (almond), 2114 nucleotides. RefSeq names its product UDP-glycosyltransferase 83A1-like. The record is from RefSeq and is a predicted model, not a curated record. Bases 600 to 1979 code for a protein of 459 amino acids. Gene Ontology annotation, molecular function: UDP-glycosyltransferase activity. NCBI's taxonomy places the organism in Eukaryota, Viridiplantae, Streptophyta, Magnoliopsida, Rosales, Rosaceae. The transcript is spliced from 2 exons.
CUCCUCGUCCUCCUCCAUUAUUGAAUGUGCUUAUAGCAAUAUGGAAGGUGCUGAAUGUUUAUGUUAUGGGAAAUAGUUUAUGUGCUGAAUGUUUUGUGUUCUCUUCUUUUGUGUCAUGUCAUGAAUAUUAGUAAAAGAUGUUAUAGCCAAUAAUUAUCGUACUGUAAAAUUAGUUUUCUCUUUUAUUAGAUUUCAAUACUAUGGCAGUCUAUGGCCUCACUUGACAUACUGUUCCCAUGAAUUUCAGCCUUCAAAAUAGUUUUUUUUCUUCACAAUAUCUGGCAGAGAAACUUCUUACAUCAAGGAUGAAUGAGUACUAUCAAGUAUAUUAUAAGCUUUCAUGCAAAGCUGAUGUUGGAUUUUUGCAUAACAAACACCAGAAAUGGCUGAAUGCUACUUUAGAAACUAAUAUAUAUUCCUUAAAAAGAAUGACUGAAAUAUCUAAACCAGUGGAGAAAGCAUGCCAUUUACCCUUUAUAAAGGGCGAUUGCAUAUUUUGAGCUCAUAGUCUCUUCUUCUUCUCUUUUACUUGUGCUUUAUUUUUACUUCUAUUUGAGACAAAACCAUACAGAAAGUGUGAGGAAAAACAAAUAAGAAACAUGGAACAAAGACAUGUUCAAGAAAAUUCUAUCCAUGUGCUACUUGUUUCAUACCCUAUACAAGGGCAUGUUGCACCAUUCAUAAAGUUGGCAUACCUAUUUGCUGGUCGUGGAAUCAAGGUCACACUUGUGAUAACAGAGUUUGUACAUGCAAGUCUGGUGGCCGCACAUCCGGAAUUGGAUGGUGAGCAGUAUGAUCAGGUCAGGCUUGUCGCGGUCCCUGAUGGAUUACCCAAAGAAGAUGUGCGAAAUGAUGAAUGUAAGAUGGGUGAGAGUGUAUUCAAAGUCAUGCCUGGUCAUGUGGAAAAUUUGUUAAACAAGGCCAACCUGGAGGGUAAUCAGGUGACCUGUGUCGUAGCCGAUGCAGUUUUUGGUUGGGCUUUGGAGAUUGCGGAGAAGAUGGAGCUUAAGUCAGCACUCUUCUGGCCAUCUGCACCAGGAGUUUUGGCCUUGACACUCAACAUUCGAAGGCUUAUUGAGGCUGGGGUUAUAGACUCCAAUGGAACUCCAACAAUGAAGAGGAAUAAGGUUCAACUAUCAUCAGACCUGCCCCCUGUGACUAGCGCUGACAUUGUGUGGAGUUAUCCCGGGAACGAGUCAACACAGAAGAUCAUGUUCCAGCAUUUCUUUGCCAUUCACCAGAAUGUGAAAAAAAGUGACUGGCUUCUGUGUAACUGGUUUCAGGAGCUCAACCCCUCUGUUGGUGAUUUAGUCCCAAACAUGUUUCCACUUGGUCCAUUACUUGCAAAUGGAAAACCUGCCGGGAACUUUUGGCCAGAGGACUCAACUUGCUUGGGCUGGCUCAACAGGCAACCGGUUGGAUCAGUUGUUUAUGUUGCAUUUGGCAGCAGCUCCAUGUUCAGCCAGCACCAAAUUGAUGAACUAGCAUUAGGCCUUGAACUUCUUGGUCGACCGUUCUUAUGGGUGAAUCGAUCAGACCUCAUCAAUGGCUCUUCUGCCAAAUUCCCAGACGGGUAUGAAAAGAGAGUGGCUAACCAUGGGAAGAUGGUUCACUGGGCACCUCAAGAAAAGGUGCUGGCUCACCCAGCUAUUGCUUGUUUCUUGACCCAUUGUGGCUGGAACUCAACCAUGGAUGGCAUAAGCAUGGGGGUUCCAUUUCUCUGUUGGCCUUAUUUUGCAGAUCAGUUUUACAACCGCAGUUGCAUAUGUAAUGGUUACAAAGUUGGCUUGUGCUUGAACCCAGAUGAUUAUGGGAUUGUUACAAGGCAUGAAAUCAGAAGAAAAUUGGAUGGUUUGCUUGCUGAUGAAGGUAUAAAAGCAAAUGCAACAAAGCUCAAACAAAUGGCGGAAGAGAGCAUCAGUGGAGGAGGAUCUUCUGCAAAUAAUUUGGAACGUUUCAUUGAACACAUGAAGCAAUGAAGCAUAAAUAGUAUAUAAAUACAUGUCGUCAUUUACAGUCAUAAAAUGCUUAUUGCAGCCUUAUUGCAGCUCCAAAAAAUAUAUAUAGAAGAUUAGACUUCUAUAUACUUUAAUUAAAGAAUAAAUAAUCAAGUA